AAGUUUCAAAACUUUCAACCAGGACAGACAGGCAGAGAGACAGCGUGUCGGACGGCCUGAGUGACGGAGGGAAGUGGAGCUCUGGACAAACCGCUGCACCGCACACUCCAAACAAGAACUGUUGUGUUUUGAGAACAAAAAAAAAGAAAAAGAGAGAGAGAGUGGACGAAAAGAAAAGAGGCAGAGUCAUUGUGGAUCGUUUUCAGGGGGAAUAUCCUGCACCACAACUUGUUUGUUUUCUCUUUUCUUCCUCGUCCUUCCCCCUCUCCUCACAUCUCGAUGCUUUGCUCUGGGAUUUGUGCUCCAAAUCCAUCAAAGUCUUCUCUCGAUCCGUCUCCUCUGUGUCAUCUGAAACACUUUGAGUUACAAUUUCUGUCCAGAACUUUGCAGCCCGACAGACCGAGACAGACGUUUGCAGAAUUUCACUCGGACUAAAAAAAAAAAAAAAGAAAAGUCGACUCCAAGCCCGGUUCUGGAAUGAAUUUAACUGAGCCCAGCUUGUCCAGAGAGGCUCUUCUGCACCCCAACCGGGUGUCUCUCGGGGCCUGGACGUCGGGGACCCCGAGUCCUGCUUCUGAUUCAGAAAUGGGUUUUGAGCAGAGCCUCUCCGGAGACUGCAGCUCCCCGGACGGCGUGAGGAGAGCCGAGCCGAGGAUUUCCCUGACACCCGGUUCGGGGGGGCAGAGUCCUGACCAGGCGGGAGGUGCGUCGGCAGGUGAUGGGAAAGCUGUGGGGGCCGAGCAGAGGAUCCGCAGGCCCAUGAACGCCUUCAUGGUGUGGGCCAAAGAUGAGAGGAAGCGUCUGGCCCUGCAGAACCCCGACCUGCACAACGCUGUGCUCAGCAAGAUGCUCGGUCAGUCAUGGAAGGCCCUGAGCGCCACAGACAAGCGACCAUUUGUGGAAGAAGCAGAGCGACUCCGUGUCCAACACCUCCAGGAUCACCCCAACUACAAGUACAGGCCUCGCCGCAAGAAGACCACCAAGAAGCUCAAGCGGGUUGAACCGGGGCUCCUGCUGCACAGCUUAGCCCAGGGUGGGGCAGCAGGCCUUGGCUUAGGACCUGCCAUCAGCCCCUUGGGUGUAGAAAGUGUCUCUGGAGGUUCUCCCUACGGACAUCCAGGAGCCCACCCUCCACACCACCAUCAUCCCCACCACCUGCUGCCAUCUCUGGGGCACUUCAGGGACCUCCAGGCCCCGGGACACCCAGAGCUUGAGAGCUAUGGCUUGCCAACUCCAGAGAUGUCCCCUCUGGAUGUUCUGGAAGACGGAGCUGGGGAAUCGGUGUUUUUCCCUCAGCAUAUGCAAGAGGAAGCAGGGAUGGGAGGUUGGAACGGGUACCACCACCACCUUCACCAUCACAACCAGCACUACAGCCACCACUACAACAACCACAGUCACCACAACUCUAUACAUGGUCAGGGUUCUGGGAUGAGUGUUAGUGCCAGUUUAAACAGUGGUAUGAAUUCUAGUCUGAGUCCUGGUAGAAGCUCCAGACUUGAUCCUCGAAUGAGCUCCGCCGAAUCAAACAUGACCUCCAGCAUGAGCUCUGUCACGGCGGUCGGUUCCAAGUUAAAUCCUACUCUCGCCUCCAGUCACCAAGUCACCUUGAGGAGCCCCGUCAAGUGCCCACCGUCUAUCCCCGACUCCUCCUCCCCUGUAUCCUACCCCCAGCCCCCCAUCAGCCACCCUGAGCCAAUAAAAUGCCACCAACCCCCCCUGAGCGCUGCUCCUGUCACCUACUUCAACCAAAUCUACGGCAGCGGCAGCCCCAACGCCACCCAUUUCACCCCUUCUCAUCUGGGGCAGCUUUCCCCUCCUCCUGAAACUUCCCCUUCUUCUUGCUCAAACGCCUCCAUCCCCCCUCCUUCAACCUUCCUUCCCUCCGUGCACUUAGACCACUUAAAUCCAGAAUCCUCUGGCCAUUUGGGAUCCUCGUCUGCUGAAUUUUGGUCUGAAGUGGACAGGCAUGAAUUUGACCAGUAUGUAAACAUUGGACGGAAUCGAGAGGAGGCCUAUGGACUCAUCGGGGGAUGUGGGGGUGGAUCAAAAGUCCUGGGCGGGCGUAGCAGCACUAGCGUAGGUAGUAGCAAUAACAGCAUCGUUAACGGCGUCCUCCACAGGGACGUCAGUGGUAUCAUGAGCGGGGUCGGUGGGUGCGAUGAUGGGAGCAGCCCUCUGAUAUCUGCUCUUUCUGACGCCAGCAGUGCCGUCUAUUACAGCGCCUGCAUCACUGGAUAAACUCUCCAUGGUGUCAUUUCUUAUAUGUGCCUCCUGUUAUUGUGUUGACUCAUUACAACCGUCUGACGUGACAGGAAGAAAGUAUGGUGGGAAACUGAGUUUCGGCUCAUACUUUUAGUCAUUGUCAUGUCUUGCUUAUCUCUCACUGAUUAACAGUCGAAAUUUAACAGUUUCUCUAAAUGCUAAAAAAAUAAAAAAUGCAGAUGAGUCAUUUCAUCAGACACAUACUGGAGCCAAAUGCAGUCUUGAUCACAAACUCGAGCAGCUUUCUUUUGCAGGCUGUUGUGGCGGGGGAGUUAAAUUUAUUAACCUGCAAACACACAUAACCCCUGAUCCACAUGAUUGUUUGUAGGAUUUAUGGGUUUUAUCAGUUAGAUUGCCAGUUCUUGCCCCCUUUGUAGGCAGAGGUUUUAGCAGCAGGGUUUUCUUUUUGCUGAGGAGUUUCGCCUUUAGCACAAAAACAAAACAGAAAACACUCAACAUUUCAGCUGCAUCACUCUGAAGUUGAUGCUCUUUAUCAUGAUGUAUGAUCCAAAUGAGCACUAAAACAAUAUGACAGUGCGUCACUCUGCUUUAAUUUGGGAUGUGUUUAAUUACUACAAUGUUUUCUACAGUUUUUAAUUAUUAGGAAGGAUGCUAGAUCUUGGAGCUAGCGUGACAAAUUUUUGUCUUUAUCAAUAUGCAUUUAUGGCAUAAAAUUGCAUCAUCUGUGUGGUUCAGGGACACCAGAAAAUGCUAAUCUGUGUUGAAGUACCUUUGAGCAAGACACUAACUCUUGCUCUGUUUCUCUGCUCCCCUGGUCACACACAGCAUACUGCAGGAGGACUUAUAUGAGCACAAAGAACCUGUAAUCGCUGUAUAUCAGAAACGUCUGUGACAAAUUGUCAUCUCAUAUCAUUUUUGACAUUUCAUCUCAGGACCAGACACGCGUUCGUCUCCACAGAACUUUGGAAAAUUUGAAACAAGUUCACCUCGUUCGCCGAAUGCGAACGACAAACUCGUGGGAUUCGCAGAAAGAGAAAAAAAAAAAAAAAAGACUCAAUGGGAGAGACUUGUUCCAACCUCCGCAUAUAUCCCAGCAGUGUUGUCGGGAAAAGCCUUGGCCACUAACCCAGAACACACCACCGAUGUCUCCCACAAACUAUCAGGAUGUUUUACAAGCCGAGUCGGGUUUCUUUCUGACCGUGAUGCAUGCCAUUCCCUCCGCGGCUCAGUCCAUGACAGGGCCUCGUGUCAAACCCCGUGCCAAAAUCUGCGAGUUUUAAGUCGCUGGUGCUUCUUGCCAAACGCUGAUAUGCUGAUGAUUCAACGAUCAUUCCUAUCAAACCAGCAGCACUCUCUGGUAAAACAAGCAUAUCACUCAUUUUUUGGUUUAUUUUGUUGUUUUUUUAAUUAAAAAUUUAUUUUAAACUUACAGGUCUUAUGAAGAAUUAUUGCAAAGAAGAUCAGGAAAAUACGCUAAUUUAAACUUCAAAAGUCUUUAUUUGCAAGUUCUUAUGAAGCAACCAGUUUUCAAUCACUCUAACUGUUCACGUGUUGGUGUUGGGAUUUUAUUUGAACCCUUGGUUUGAUGUAGCUGUUUACUGUAUAUAGAGAUGUUAUGCUUCUUGACAUUAUGUGAAGGAGAAACUGAGACUAUGAAAUGUUCUCUUUGCACUGGGUUUAAUGUCUGAGCUGUAUAGAUGGAACACUACUUAUGGAAACUUAAAUGUCCACAUUCUGAAAUAUGUUUUUUUGUACAGAAAAAAAAAAAAGUUUAUGUUGUCUUAUAGAGUCUUAUUUUUCUUCAAGCAAAACUGUUUAGGAUACUUGUGCGGUAAGUAUGGUGAAGGAGCGGGACGGCAAUUAAGUCAAGCUUAGCAAGAAUCAGAUGAGCCUUUAUCAAAAUUAACAUGCUGUAAUUAAUUUCUUUAAUGCAUAAACACCAAAUCAUAGAAGGAAAUUUGCUUUUUUUACUUUUUCUGUUUGGAUUUAAUAUUUGGGACAGAAAAGGUUAUGGAGAGAUGCUGGUAGGCAAAUUUAUUUAUGUUUUUUUAUUUUUAUUUUUUAAACUUUGCACUGCUCUUGCUGCUCAGCCAGGCUAUUUGCCUCCCUGAUUCAUCACCAUACUUAAACCACAGGUGUAAAAAAAUGUUCAACUAUUCCCACUGGUCUAUUUCAAUGUUCAUUCAAAAUGUUGUAUAUUAAGGAAUUUGCCUUUUUAUAGUUCUAAAGAUCUCUCGUAGAUCUCUAUGGGUCUUACGUUUCGUUCUACAAAUGACUCGUCCUCCCACGCCUGUGUCGGAAAUUAAAACGAAAAUUUGUGGUUUUGUUUGUGCUGAGAAGUCAACAAGUUGUAGCCACUGUAGAGGUCUCUCUGUAUGUGUUUAUGCAGCAUCUAUCCUGUAAUAGUUUUGUAUACAGUGGAGGCAGAAACCAGAAGUCUCUCUUCAAAAGAUUUAUCCUACAUCUGCUAUUCAUUAGUCCUAAAGACAAUGCUUUUUUUUCCCCUCCUUUUUUUUUUUAAAUACAUGAAACAGUAGAACAAAAUGGAGUAUCCUGUACAGUGAAACCAGUUACAUUUGCCACACAGUUCUGAAAACGAAGCAAUAGUAUGUUUUACGAAACCUCUAGAGGAUGGAGUCACAGAGAAGCAGCAGUUCAUGCAAAGUAUUAAAAAAAUACUUCUACAUCUGCAUUCGGCAUUCUUUUCUGUUGACACCAGAGUCUUGUUUCCAUUUUAAUUUACUGUGACGCACAAAGACAUCAGAGAGACAGGCGUUUUUUUGGAGUCGUGCAAUAACUCUGGGGCUUUUGGUAAUAAUUAUCUGAAGAAAAAAAGAAAAGGAAAAAAAACAAAAAAACAAGAAAGAAACACCCAAGAUUUUGGGAUUAAAACAAAGGACAUUUUUCUCAGCAGUCAUAUAACGACAAAUUAAAGCCAAGAUUUUCCCAGAAGUGUCACUGUGAUGCUUCUAAAUGUGUCUGACAGGGAUCGUUUUUACAUUUUCUAAGUGCAGAAAAUGGUUUUGUUUGUGUUUGUAUAUUUGAAAAAUGGAGCUGUAAAUGGAUCUGUUCAAUUUUAUACAAAAAUGUACAAAAUAAACACUUCUAAAGUUGCACG
Messenger RNA from Stegastes partitus (bicolor damselfish), 5341 nucleotides. RefSeq names its product SRY-box transcription factor 18 (gene sox18). Gene Ontology annotation, biological process: angiogenesis; vasculogenesis; lymphangiogenesis. Gene Ontology annotation, cellular component: nucleus. Gene Ontology annotation, molecular function: RNA polymerase II cis-regulatory region sequence-specific DNA binding; DNA-binding transcription activator activity, RNA polymerase II-specific. Bases 478 to 2238 code for a protein of 586 amino acids. The record is from RefSeq and is a predicted model, not a curated record. Lineage: Eukaryota; Metazoa; Chordata; Actinopteri; Pomacentridae. The transcript has 2 exons.